Molecule: messenger RNA, 11758 nt
Organism: Bactrocera neohumeralis
Lineage: Eukaryota; Metazoa; Arthropoda; Insecta; Diptera; Tephritidae
Exons: 2
Coding region: 971-8209 (2412 amino acids)
Source: RefSeq, a predicted model, not a curated record
ACUCCAAACUGAAAAGAAGUGAAAUAUUUGCAAUUUAAGUUUCGGCCGCUUGCGAAAUACACACACACACAUCUACAUAACAUAUCCAAACAAAUAAGCGCUCACCUUGAGGUGAUGGCAGAAAAGCAGAAAAAUCCGUGACAACGCGUGUAGAUAUUAGAAAAACUAAAGUUAAAAAAUAAAAAAUAAAAAAAAAACAACUGAAAUAUAAAUGCGUGUAAUUGUGCUUGCGCGCUCGGCUGUUUUUUGUUGUUUGUGCGUUCGGUAUGUGUGUGGAAAUGGAAAAUGAUACAAAUCGAAUUGAGCAGGCGAAAAGGUAAAAGAGGCAAAAAAGCAAAGUGCAAAGUUUGCGAAAAACAAUAUUAAAGUAGAAUUGAAACAUAAAUAUAAACGCAAUACCGCGCGCAUAAAAUGAAAACACCAAGUGGCUGUGUCGCAACAACAACAACAACCGUCGCCGUCGCCGUCACCGUCGCCGUAGAUGCGCUGUUGUUCAACUGAUUUUCAGUUGGGAGGGAAGGUGUGCCGUGUUGGCGGCCAGUGUAAAAAAGAGCUGUCGCUCAAAGUGCAAUGUUAAAAAUUCAACUGAAGUUUCAAAAUGAAAUAACACCAACAAUAGCAACAACCGCAAACGUAUAGCAAUCAACCAACAAUAGCUUUAACAACAUAAGAAUAUUUAAUAUUUUCAAUUGCCAUCAACGCAAUUGCAUUUAAGUAAGAAAAAAACCAAAACACGACAACAACAAUAUAACGGUGUGCCUACAACAACAACAAUAGCAGGAGUACAAGAAACACUUUGUUUAGCGGUGAUAGUCACAGCAACAAUAACAACACUGGGGAACAAGCAGUAUUUGGUCGAACACGCGGGGUGGUGGACGGGCGUCUUGGGGUGAAACCGCAACCAAAUAGUUUCAACACCGUUUACCGGAAGUUGGAUUUUUCGUGAACGCAAAGUGGUAGACUUCAGAGCAUGGAUGCUACGACUGUUGAAUCUAUAAUCGCAAUGCCGCUGGGCGCCGCCAGCAACAGCAAUACCAACAUGAGUUGUGGCAGCAGCAGCAGCAGCAACAGCAGUGGCUAUGCGAGCGCCACCACCCCCACGAAUCCCGCCUCGGCCGGCAGUAGCAGCAGCCACAGCCAAUAUUCGGACUCGCAUUCCAACACACCGGUGGGCUUGGUCGAGCCGACACCUGUGGCCACGAUAGCUGCCGUAACGCCGUACUACAAUGAAACGUUCCAGCAGCAACACCACCAGCAACAACAACAACAUCAACCACAACUUCACCAUCCACCACAUCCACAGUACCCACACCAAACACAUUCAUAUCAAUUAACGGAGCCCUUGCCCACAUCCUCGCAAUACGAUAACACCUACGAUUCGUACACUUAUCUCAGCGGUGGCGAAAGCUAUCAGCAGUCCAGUGGUGGGAGUGAACGCAAUUUAUUGGGCAUGCGGCAUGCUACAUCGCAUUAUACAACCUUGGAGAAGCCGAGUAAGCAGCCCACACAAACGGCUAUACAGCCUCACACUAAUACUGCCAAAAGCAACAAAAUUUACAAUAACAACAGCAGCGAAACCGCGCUCCGUUCUACAAAACGUAUUGGUGAGUCGAACACGGCCGCUAAACCGCAGGCCGCCGCAACGCCGUUCUAUGCGAAUUCAUUGCAAACGGGUGGUUCGGGCACCUAUGGGGACCCCAUCAAAUAUAGAAUGUCUACUGGCACCAAAUUGCCAACCCUUGGCGAUUAUCUGAACUACGGGAACCAACCAUUAGAUAUUAGCAACACAGGGAAUUAUACGCAAAGCUUUCCGCAGCAUCACGCAGGAAAACCGCUGCAGGACGUGCCGUAUGGUGCGAGUCCGACGCAAGUGAAAACCUUCAACAACAUGCCGAACACGCGCUUGCCGCAACAACGUCUGAGCAUGCAUUACGGCAAUACAGCAAUGCCUGUCGGCAUUCCUAUCGGCAAUGCGUCGAAUAACAGUAACGGCAGCAACAGCAGUAGCAGCAUUUAUAUCGAUAAGUAUGAUAAAUAUUUGUACAAUGCAGUGAGCACCGUGGCACAGUCACCGUACUAUACAACCACACCACCCGCCAACCUCUCAGCAAUGCCCUACAAUGCAGUACCGUACGCACCCGCGCCGCCUGCGUCUACGUCAGUCCCACCACAGUAUGCUGCUGAAAUUCCCAACGACGCCUACCGCAAGUCAUCGGCCACGUCGGCUUGGCACUGGAGCAUGGACUAUUCCAACGGUAAUUGUCGCACGCUGCCGCCGCCCAACGGCAUACCGACUGCCGCCAUACCGCCGACGAAUGCUAGCUAUGUACCGACUAACGCCACAGCCGCCGCCAAUCGUGAUAUAUACUAUAGUGCUGAGAAGUAUAGCAACAAAUAUGAUAAGUACAAUUCAUAUUAUAACCCACACCAACAGUAUAUGACGUCGAAUGCGACUGGACGUAGUGCCUGGUCGAAUUCGCCGCAUUCCUCAGCACACCUUGUACCCACACUAGCCGAACGUUUGUCACACCCUUAUCCACACCAUGCACCGCUAACUACGGGCGGCGUGCCAACCGCUUUGGCGCCGUCUGCACAUCCCUCCCUCGCAUAUCAUCAUCCCUACACGCCUUCCGCAGCUACAGCCACUGCGCGCCAAAAUUGUUGCUCACAAUUUCAACAACAAAACUGCUACUAUCCUCGUACGGCACACCAUCCUCACCUUCCACCGAACACGUAUAGCCCACACUCGCAAACGCCACCGUACGGCACCAGCAGUACUGCAGUCGGCAGCGGUAACAGUCCUGUCAUCAAAUAUAACGUGCUAGAUUAUGGACCAGCCAACAAAUCAAAGGUGAAUACAAAUGAUGUCUACGCUGCAACGCCCGCAUACGAAGCGACGAAUAUGAAUUAUCAUUCCCAUCCGGCAGGUAUGGCUCACAAUGCUCAAUAUGGGAACGCUAUGGCACCUACUACCGUCGUUGCACAUCCACCGCUCAAUCGUAAUAUGACACCGGGUUCCCACAAUGACAUCACGACUGUUUAUUAUAAUGAUCUCAAUAUGCAAACCAACUAUGAUAACUAUAUGGGGCCUAUACAACCUACGCCGCUAGUUGAAGAACGACGUGAAAGUUUAGUCCAAAGAGUUGACCAUCUACCCAAUUUGCCACCACCCUACACGCAAUCUACUUCUACGAAGAAUUCGUUAAUCGACUAUCGGAAGCCCGCGGUCACACCAAAUGAUGACAGUUUCAUAGCAGAGCCAACGCUCACCAAUUUAGAUGAGCAUAUGGCUACCAAUAUGAGUCAGAACCAAUACGAUAAUAGCUAUGGUCUGACCAGAGCAUUGGAACCAAUCGACGACGGCAUGUAUGGCAAAGCAACAACGCGUGAGAGUACAGUUAAGCCUGGUAACCCAACACCGACAACACCCACCACUAAAACCUACUCUAGUUUGCGUGAUUUUCUCAGCACAUGGAAUGAGGAUGAGGAGGAUUACGGUGGCGCUGAUGAGCUACAGUUUGUUGAGAACGCACCACCAGCGAUUGAUCAAGUCAUGCGUGCCGAAAACAAUACUAACUGUGUUGAAGUAAUAAAUAAAAUGUCGAGCUUGCAAGAACUUCCCACCGAAGCGAAUACACCAGCAGCCUAUGUUGGGGACUCCGCACCGCUAUAUAGGGCGCAACCCCAGCCCCUAGUUAUAAAUAACUUGCAAUUAAAAGAAGAUUAUUAUCAACACCCAAAGACUCAACCAAGCAUUGGCGCUGGUAGCACCGUUAAUAUGGAGGAAAGUCAGUAUGCAAAUAUAAACUUACCUGACAUUGUCAUCGAUAUUGAGAAGUCCGGUGGCGGAGCACCAAAUAUAUCAGGCGCAACUAAGGCACCAAGCAACAACAAUGUUGUCGAAAAAUCCAAUGACAAGGACGUAAGCUAUGAUUGCUUCGAUGUAGAAAAAGAGCUCGAUGAACUAGAAUCAAUAAAGAUGGUAAAGAUACCAAAAAUUAAUACCGAUACAACGCCCAUACGCAACGGUAGCGUCAUCAUGAAGGCGGCUACCGAAGCGCUCGGAGUAGUUACACCCAAUGCAAUGCUCGAAUCAGAAAAUCUUGAAAUAAUUGCGAGUCUUAAAGCCGUAAAUACUCCUGCUGUACAAAAAAUGGCGGAAAAAGUGGAGAAAGACUUUUGUUUCUCAGAGCACAGAGCAGAACAGUCCUUAUUAACCGUCCAGGCAAAGAGCGACAGCACAUUCGAUAGAAGUAUUGAAUGUGACAAUACAACCAGUUCGAAUGGUUCCACAUUUGAGAAGGAAUACGAAACCUUCAUUAAUAAGAUAGGAAAUGAGUUUGAAUACAAGGUUAACAGUAACAAUGAGAACAAUUUUACUGCAGCUGUAAGCAACAAAUUAGUUCAUUCUGAUAUCAAUACAAAUGUUGCCGUAAACCAGGAAGUGCCAACAAAUGAAAUAAAUAACACAGCGGUCAAACUAAAUACAGAAAGUGAUAUGGAGAUAGCACAAAAAAUUAAAAGUUUUUCGAAGUUUCAUAAACGGAAACGAAAAUUUUCGGAAACGACCAAUAAUGCAAGUAAAAUUCCGAAGCAAUCGCACGAUCUUGAACAAGAAGUGAAUAAGGAAACUAAUUUUAUAGAGACCUUCUCCAAACCUUGCAGAAAAAAAGACUAUAAUGUCCGCUUACACACACUUCGCUUGAAAUAUAUAAAAAAAAGAGAAAACAAAGGUCCUUCUUUCUAUCAACGGAGGAUACGGGCACUAUAUCAUCAUUUCGUUAAGAUUAACAAACGACUCAUUAUAUCCAGUCUGUUAAGAGAAGAAAUGGUCAAAGUGUCGCAAAAACACUUACCGUUAAUCGACCGCAUAAAUAGCACUACACUACCAACUAGAGAUGGAAGCGAUAUCAAACAAUAUUUCAAUCCGAAAACAUUGAAAUUCCUAUGUGUGGCUUUCAUUAACUCAGAGCUGUUCCAAAACAAACUCUUGAAGGGUGUUGAAAUUUCUAAAGAAAUUGAUAAAAUACCAGAAACAAAUAUCAAUGAGGAAAGUGUAAGGGAUAGUCCAAUACCACAAGAGGUGAAAGAUUGUGAAGCGAAAGAAAAUACUAUCAACGAGGUCUGUAAUAAGAUAACAUGUCCACCUUCAUUGUCAUCAUUCGUUGCAGAAAACAUUUUUGAAGAGAAUGUUCGAAACGAAGUUUCUGAUAGAACUUCAGAAAUUGACGAGUCAGAAUAUUCAAAACAGUUAUCGGAAGAACCACCAAUAGCUGAAUUGGGUCUCGAGAGCAUUGAGGUUACUCAAAACGACGUUAACUUGAAGAAUCACAUUGAUUUUGACAUGCCAACUACUUUGGAUGUGAAGGAUUCAAAAAUGGAGCUUGAUAGCAUUGAAACGGAUGAAAUCGAAAAAGAAGUUCAUAGUCCUGAUUGUAUUACAGAACCAAUGGUUCAUAGUGUGGAAACUAAUGCAGAAAGCAUUAACACAAGGCCUAAAUAUGAUGAUAAACAUGACCGAAGUGUUGAUAGAAUGGAAAUUAAAGAAAUUGAAUCCGAAGCCUAUGAUGGUGAUAUAUCAGGUGAUGGUGAAAUCGUAGCCACGAAACUUUUAACAAAAGACAUUGACAAACCCUUUUCCGAUUUAAAUACAAGUGUAAAUAUGAUGGAUAUUUUAGAGAACCAGUGGAUUUGCAAUGAAAGUGUUGAAAACAGAGUGCCUGAUGUAGAGAACUUGGCAUGUUUAACCAAAGAUCUCGUAAACCAAGUAAUUCCACCAAAUGAUUCUGAAGAUCAUGUGAAUGAGAUCACCGAAAAUACCAGACAAAAAGCGACAGUUACUGAUUUAGUUCACGAGAAUGUUGAAAAUAGAGAGUUGGAAGCAAUGGAUCUGACGUGUUCCGCAGGAGUUGAGGAGAAUUCAAUACAUAAUCAGAAAACAGAAGUACCUGAAUGUGCAAUCUCCGUACCUCAGAAUGAGAUAACGUUAUCUGAAUUUUCAGGACCGUGCAGCAAUAUGGAUCUCGAAGACGCAUUUAAGGUUGCUGAAUAUCCAUCAAGAAUUGAUGGCAGUCCUUUAUCCGUCAUGGAAGUUGCUGAAAGUCCACCCACAACUCCGCAUAUGGGUUCUCCAGUACAUAUGAAGAGCGAAAACAGUAAUGACACAGACAUUAUAAUGCUAAACGCAUUUGAUUUAGGCGAGCAAGCAAAACAACCAAAUCACUUCAGUAGAAAUGUAGAUUUAUCUGAAACAGAGAAUAGCCUUGAUAUGUUUGGAGCUAGAAGAAGUGCAGAACAUUUCACAACAACGUCGAAAAAUUACUUCACGACGAAUAUGGAUCUUGACGAAAAUUCAUCAGACAGUAAUUCAUCGAGUAGUGCUGAUUCAUCCACAUCAUCUUCUAGCCGGAGAUCGAGCACAUCCUCAUCGUCCAGUUCCAGUUCCUCCACGGACGAAAAUUCUCAAAGUAGCUUAACAACGGUACAAAGCGAUUUCAAUGAAAUGAAGGAAUUGGAAAGAGAACUCUCGCAACAUCAGGCAAAUGAAGCGGGUAUCUCAAUUGAGCUUGAAAAUGGCGAAAAGACUGCGGUAGCGACCAAUAUCGAAGAUAACAGUGGCAAUGAAGUUUAUAUCAAUUCGUCGAAAACUAUAACAGAGAACGACAUUAAAACCUUGAAAAAAAUAUUAGAAAGUGAUAGUGAUGGACAUGAAGAGAUAAGUACAAACCGUGAGGAUGUUAAAGCCGAGCUUGAAAAUGGCGAAAAGACUGCGGCAGCGACCAAUAUUGAAGAUAACAGUGGCAAUGAAGUAUUUAUCAAUUCUUCGAAAACGAUAACGGAGAACGACAUUAAAACCUUGAAAAAAAUACUAGAAAGCGAUAGUGAUGGACAUGAAGAGAUAAGUGCAAACCUUGAGGAUGUUAAAGCCGAUACAAUAGACGUUGAAAAACUAAGUGCCGACAAAACAACAAGCGUUUCGAAAGAGCAACAAACAGAUACAGUAAAUGGUGUGGCGGAAGAUAACAAACUAAUGCAAAAUGAAGAUUGCGUUGCAAGUAACGGUGAAGUAAACGUGACAAUGCCUACGGCAGAGCGUGACUGUAUUGGUACGGAGGUGGUGGAAGAGUGCGUAGAGAGUUGCGAGAAGUCGUGCGAUGUCGAAGGUUUGGCGCGUGAACUCGCAGUGGAUGAAGACCAGCCGCAGAACGAACCUGUGUUUUGCGCAGCAAUAAAUAUCGAUGAUAAUGAUGAUGACAGCAGUGGAGUACCGAGUUUGAAGAAACUAUCGCUGGACUAUAUAGAGCGAGUAACUUCCAUUGAAAAUCAUACGCUAAAUAACCGAACUGAGGAUGCGUUAAAUAGUAAAAUACCAAAGCUAAGUGACCUUUGUAAAAUUGCCUUAAGUAGUUCCUUUGAAAUUAGCGCCAACAACAACAGUAACAACAACACAAACCAAAACACGCCCGAAGCGUUAGAGCGUGAAUUGAGCGUUGAAGAAGCUUUAGCCGAAAUGUAUCGACAAGCCGGUGUCACAUCAGAUCCCGAAGAUGGCGAUGCUGAGGAGAGAGAAGCUCAAGAUGUAGUACUAAUUAAUUUAGAAGAAAUUUUAGUUAACGAUAGUGAUUUAUAUGUUUUACAAUGUGAUAUGAAUGAAAAUGUGCUCAGCGUUGUGGCGCAUGCGCAGGCCAGCGAUUUGCCCAUGCAAGUCGAUGAAGGUGUAGAAGAUAUUGAAAGAACUGUAAAUGCUGAAAUGCAUGCAGAAGAAAUGAUGGGUUUAGAAAGUCCACAAGAAGAGGUGGUAGUGACCGAUGAUAUGCAAACCGAUUAUCUCGAGUCAUUAGUGAAUGUACACGAUGCCGUAGAUAAUUCCCCAUCUGCACUACCGUUAACCCCAUACAUUACACCCCCACACACAGUAGAGUACGUUGAAGAUGAGUUGAGGAUCACGAACGAUGACUCACUCAAUACACAAUUCGAUUUUCCCGCCAUACAUCACGAAGAAAUCGUCUCGCAUGAUUACAAGCGGCUCAAACGACAGGUAUUAUACAAUAGUUUGCGUGACAAAUAUGUGUUGAAACGAGUACAUUUUAGGCCCCACCAUGGUAAUCGUGUACUCAAAAAAUAUAUACAUCGUUGGAUAUUGCAAUGCUUGAUAGCGAGAUUCAGGGAGCGCGAAUUGAGGAAGGCCCACAUGUAUGUCGAAGAGUAGUGAGGUGAGCAAACCGAUACUACGCUUUACUGAAAGACUUGCGAAUGUACUAACGGUUUUGGGUACUUUAAUUUAAGGACAUUUGGGGUUUGAUAUAGAGUGUUUAAAAAAAAGUGAGUCUAAAUUUGGUUUUCUUUAUGAAGCGUUUCAAUAAGAAUUGCAUGUGUGGCAUGGUUUGGGAGCUAAACUUCUGUGACUAUAGUGUGGUUUAGCUUUACAUCUUUGAGUUAACAAGAAACAUUCAAAUCAGCAAGCUUGACGCUAUUGCUUUAAGGGAUUAGGCCAGUCUAGAGUUCCCAAAAAAGAUCUAACUUUAAAAAUGUUUCACGGAGUAAGGAAAAAUGUACCUACUUUCUCCCUUUUAUUCUUUAUUGUACAUAUAUUUGGGUCAAUAUUCAGAACCACCUUUUUCUAGAAGACUUAGGGGGCCACCAUGACUCUUAGAACUCGUGCUAUCUGAAACAAAAUAAAGAACAAAAGAUAAAAUUUGGUAGUAAAGUACAACCAAUAACUUAAGACAAAUUUUCCCCAUAGCGGCCUUGUAAAAAGUGGUUCAACCGGAGAAAAUGAACAGUAAAUUUUGUACAAAAAAAUAUAAUAAAAUAACACACCAAUCCAAUGGAGUUUACCAACUAAUUUACUAGUAUCUAAAUAAAGUUUUUAGCACCCUACAGUGUCGCGAACUGGCCUAACCUUUAUGAUUUUUUUGAGAUCCGCUAAGAAAUAUUUAUUUAAAGACAUAAAUGGCACGUGCUGACACAUUUUCAAUACUUCCUUUAUCAAUUUUUAUAUGUAUUAUCUAGUAAAAGACACAAUGCAACAGUUAUAGAUUACCAUAUCUUUUGUUUGUCAUUGGAAAACAUGUAUUGUACGAAGAAUCUCAUGACACUAAAAGUCGUUUAAAAAUAUAUAUAUUUUUCCCCAACUACAUAACUUUAUUGUUGUAACUGUUAUUCUUGAAAUAAUUCUGUAUAUUUAAGUGAAAAAUACUACAUUGUUUUAAUAUUUAAAGUAAUGGAAAAAAAUAACUGUAAAUUUUGUAAUGCAAUACACCUUUAUGUUUAUAAAUAUUUUUUAAUUUCCUUCAAAGCCAAAACAAAAAGAUAAAAUCAGCUGUUUCGUGCGCAUGAAUGCGUUCAAAAAUAGCACAGCUCUUCGACUGUUCACUUACCAUAUAUUUAUGCAUAAUUUACUUUAUUCCAUCUACUAUAUAUUUACACAGUUACGGACAAUAAGUUAGAAUCAUCCAUUGUACUAAUUUUCCGUUCUAAAAAAAUUAUGAAAAUAUGAAUUUGAUUUAAAUUUAAAAAAAAAUCUCAAUCAUCUCAAAAUCUUUGGAGGACAAAAAAAUAGACUCAUAAUAUCUUACAUUAAAAAACAAAUAAAUUUUUAUAGAGAAAAUAAUAAUAUAACAGUUGUUAGCACCCUUUAUCGUCUAAUACAGAUGACAUAGACUGAAUUAGGCUACAGAAUACCAGACCUUUACACCUUCUCUCAGAGUUCCAGCUUAUUUUCUGAUUCAGCGCAUCCAAUAUUUUCCUAAACGAGAUUCCAUAACUUUUCGAUUGGAUUCAGAUUGUGCUGGCCAAGCCAUAACAUCAACACCAUGAUCUUAAAACUAUUUUUUUUGCAAGACUCGAAGUAUGUUUCGGGCCGCUCUCUUGUUGGAGUUGGUAAAUUGAAGACGAAUUCCAGACUUAGUCUAAAAUUUUAACACCACACCAUGAGAAACGUCCCCAAACCAUUAUAUUACCGUCACCGUGUUUGCAGGGCUUAGUCAUCUAGUGAUCGCACAUUUCUUUGCUUUUUGGACGUCAGACUCGCAUCCAACCAUCAUAUCCUAUCACAUUAAGUUUGUCUUCAGACCAUAGAAUGUCGAGGUAUUUUUUUUAAUUUUCAACUCCAAUGUGUCACAAGACACAUAAUUACGUAACUGAUACAAAUAUUUAUUCCACAGAUCUAAUUAGGCUAAUAUAACUACUUAUUAUGCUCUUUAAAUUCAAUGAAAUCAAAACAAAACCUUUGAUUCUAUUUUAUUGUCCGUAACUGUACAUAUAUAGUAUAUCUUACUUUAGUUUUAAACUUAAUUUUAAUGGAAAUUUAACUGCGUGUAUUAGCGUCUUAUCGGGAAUCGGAAUUUGCGUUUUAGGCAAAUGGCCGCGGUUUAAAACGACAUUAUCUAUUAUUUGUUAUUGAACAACAUUUUUAACAAUUUUCAAUAAUUUUUUUGCCACAUUUAAGUUGAGCACUAGUGUGGAAAUUUGUGCUCUCGUUAUUUAUAUAUUAGUGUUGAGUUUUUUUUAUACAAUAAGUAAAUAGCGGAAAAACUGAUUCAAAGUAUAGGCAUAAAAAACCAAAAACAAACAAAAAAAAUGUUUUUGUAUCAAAUAAGUUUUAUUACAAAAACAACGUUUCAACUUUCAAUAAUUUGUAAUCAUUUGCUUACAUAGCAUGUGUGUAUUUUCACUUUUUAACUACAAAUAUACUAUACAAAUAAGUUAUAGUGCACACCCUGUAUUCAAAAAUUUGUCUAAAUUGUCUGCAUGCAACAACAUAUUUCAAAAGUUUGUAACUCAGCUUAUCUGAGUUGUUAACAAUUUGAAAAAAAUAAUAAUAAUAAAUUUCUAGUACAAUAUUGCUUCAGAGAAAUUGUGAUAAAUAACAGAGUUAUGAUUUUCAGCUGAAUUAUACCAGGUCUCUUGCCACCGCAUAACGAAAUAAUUCGCGUUACACUCUGCCAGUUAUAUGUGACAAGCACACACUACACAUUUGUAUGUAUGUAUUACGGCAGGCACGACAAACGAAUGCUUCACUAAUCGCCAAUUACGGAAAACCUAAUUAGUUUUUCACACAUUUCAUAUUUGCUGCGAAUAAUUCGUUACAUAGCUGGCAAUUUUACGGACCAAGACUUUUUGCAUUUCACACUUGUAACGACAACACACUCCAAGCAAUAACUGUUUUCUUGAAAGUAAGGCAACGCAGAGCAAGUGAAAUUGGAUUGGAAAUAUACUUUUAUUAGAAAAAUAUUUGCAUUGCGAUUUUGUUGCGAGGCAAUGUCGUUGUGUAAGCAAGAAUUAUAGAAAUAGAGAUUACGACAGUUACAAUCCGUUGCAUUUUUGUAGUGCGUUUGACAGAAAACACGUUAGUCAUGAGCGGAUCAAGGUAUAAUUGUUGUUUUUGUAGCGGCAGAAAACAUUCCUGAAGCAACUUCGGAAUGGUGACAAUCCUUGGACGGAUGAAAAUCCGAGUCCGUUCCGUUUACUUAGAUCCGACUGUCGUGGGCAGUCUUUGUUUACAAUUACUAUUAACAUUUUACAGUUCACUUCGUUUAUGACGUCAUGUUCUAAUCUUUUCUUAACAUUUUGGUAGUCAAAUUUACUGCAUACUUCAACAAAAAGUAUAGUAUAGUAUCGUGUUUCCUUAAAAAUGUGUUUGCCUUUUGUGGUUAUUAAUCCACGUUGUUCUUUAGGAAAAUGCAUUCAUUCAUGGAGUUUGAGUAAUAGCUUCAAAUAUACUGUGUUUGACAUUAGUUGAAAUAAUGUAAAAAUG